Molecule: messenger RNA, 5042 nt
Organism: Brassica napus (rape)
Lineage: Eukaryota; Viridiplantae; Streptophyta; Magnoliopsida; Brassicales; Brassicaceae
Product: putative F-box/kelch-repeat protein At3g17540
Exons: 1
Coding region: 1271-2230 (319 amino acids)
Molecular function (GO): protein binding
Source: RefSeq, a predicted model, not a curated record
GGCGAAUUGGUUUCAUAUCAAAAAGAUUAAUGGUUUAGAAGAUAUGCAGGUUUCAAGUCGAAGGUGUCCCAACUUUCCUUAUUUGGAAGAUCAGUGGUUUAAUAAGUUGCAAACAAAACAUUAGAGACCAGAAUAUUUAUCUAUGCAAUCAGGAGACACAUAAAAGGGUCCAGAAGAGUCAGGCACUUUCUUAACAUGCACCAGAAAGCACCAGAUUACAUGGAAUCAAAGGAGACAAUACUUGCCAUUUUUGGAUGCUUUCACAUUUGGAGGAAUAAAGCACCAACGACCAACCUAUCAAAGCUACAACGUUUUGGAGAUAUAAUUAACUCAUCAGGAAGCCUACAGAUGCACCAGCACCCACCAGAAUACUCAGAAUCAACCAAGACCAGAAUUGCCAUUUUGGGAGUCAAAAGCCAUCAAUUCCCAACAGCUCUUUUCUCACCACGCUUGGAAUGAUUUCGACCAUUAUUUCAGCAAUCAGAAUAUUCCUAAGAAGCUUUCCUACAGUCUAAAACCGUCCAGAUACAAAGCCAUCAUUCCAGCCCUUGAAUCAAGCCAUUCGAAACCCCAAAAUCCUUAAAAAGCUAGUUUUCUUUAUGUUUGAUUUUCUUUCCAUUUUCCUAGACUUAGAUUAAUGUCUCUGAGCAUAUAUAUAUAAGCUCCCUUAGGUAAUCUUCACUUUUCAAUCAACCAAGUUUAUAAGAAAAUAUUUUUUUUUAUCCAAAGUUUGUCUUUGCAUAAAAUAUAUCUUUAGGAUUCAAAGAGUGAUUCUUUGUAAUUCUACUGAUUUUUAUUUUAUUUGUGUGAUUCAAAUAUACUUAGUACACUGAUUGAGAGAGUCAAUCAAACCCACGGAUUGAGAGAGUCAAUCAUUAUCUAUCCAUAUUCCAUCCAUCACCAUUGGUAAAUUGGUUAUACGAAUAUUUGCUUGUCUUCCAUCAACCAUCCUACCAUGGUCCAUUAUGUGCAUGUAUCACAAGAACACACCACCACAAAAAAAGCUGCUUCUUCAACAAGAAGCCACAAGAGAACAAAUCUCCAACUCGAGCAGCUAUUGAGUGAGAAGAAAACCAACGUGAGUAUCAGAACUCCCGAAAAUAAACAUUGUUCUCUGACGUUAUAAAAAACAUUAGCAAAAAAAAGAAGAAAAAAAAAGUUAUAAAACUAAUGGGCUUUGAUAACUUGUUGGACCUUCAAAUAAAACAACUGGCAAUAACUUUCGUUAUCGAGAGAGAUCCGAGAAACCUCCUAGGCAAGGAAGAUUAUCAUGACGAUGAUAUCGGAUCUCCCCAAGGAUUUGGAAUCGGAGAUACUUUCUAGGGUUCCGGCAAAGUCUCUAUGGGAACUGAAAACGACAUGCAAACGAUGGUACGCUUUGUUCAGGGAUCGAAUCGCCGGCGGAGAUCUCCUCCUCCAAAAUAACAACAACGGAUCUAUCGAGUUGACAGGUAAACUCACAAGUCUAAAGUGUUCAAAAGAUUUGAACAUCUCUGAGAUAUUUCAGUGCGACGGUUUAAUGUUAUGCUCAGUGAAGAGUGAACUUGUGGUUUGGAACCCAUGUACUGGUCAAACUAGGAGCAUCAAACCCAGGACUUGUUACUGUUAUGACGAUGCAUAUGCUUUAGGAUACACCACUUCUUCUAGUGGUGGUCAUCGUAGCUACAGAAUCCUGAGGCGUUAUUAUAGUCAAAACGACAAGAAAGUAGUGUUGGGUGAAAUCUAUGAUCUUAGCUCUGAUUCUUGGAGGGUUCUUGAUGAUUACUUUCCUCCUCUUGGCUACUCCGUGAAUCGCAACGGCGUGUGUUUGAAAGGAGACGCUUACUUUGUUGCUCCUCGAGAUAAAGUAAAUGAUGCUUUCUUGAUCACAAAGUUCGAUUUCACUACCGAGACGCUCGUGCGUCUCCCUCUUCCGUUUAAGAAUCUUCAUCCUUGGGAUAAAGCGUUUCUUUCGGUCGUUAGAGAUGAAAAAAUCGCCUUGUUACACGUUUUUGAAACGGAAGGGUCGAUGAGGAUAUUGGUGACCAAUAAGAUUGACGAUGAUGAAGCCAAAGACCUGUCGUGGAGGAGCGACGUGGCCCUGGGAAUCGAUUGUUAUAAACAUAACUUGUAUUUCGAAAGCUUCUUGUUCGACGAAGAGAAUAAAGUGGCGGUACUGUCUUGUGCAGCACACUUGCGUCGUAAAUUUUUGACCAGAAUCUACGUUGCUGACGAGUAUAUAUAUGUAUAAACAAGUUUAUGAAGCUAAGACAUCUACUUUCGAUUGGCCACGUAUCAUCACUUAUGCUCCGAGUUUGGUUCACAUUCAGAAAAGUACACCUAAGAAGAGGCAAAAGAGACAGAGGUUAGCUAGCCCUUAAAUGAAUUACUCUCUUUCUUUUUGUUUUUUCUUCUCGUCUUGGUGAUGGAUGUUCUUCUGGUUUGUUUCGGUUUAGGCGACGCUUGAUUAUGAUUUUCUUGUUUUGCUUUUGUGUAUUUGGAUCAUGUAUUCAAAUACAAUGUUCAGCUUGUACCCAACCGCUUCAAAUGUUUUAUCUUGGAGAGAAUGUCAUUACUUAAGCAGAAUCUUAUUCAUGGACUGAGAGUGAACAAUCGCAAUACCAAACUAGAUUCUGUUCAGUAACGUAACCUGUCCUAAAGGCGUUUGAUUCGAUUCGAAACCGGGAUGUUACUUUAUUUACCAGUUAUUUAUACUUCCUAGAAUCCAAAAUCCAAAUAAACCGAAAAGAGCCAACGUGUAAACCAAACGUACGGUAUGUGGUGAAUAUUAGUUUUACUUAAACCAAGUAAGCAUUCCAUAAUGGUCGACUGAGAGAACUUAAGUCAAUUACAACCAAAACUUUUCGAACAUAUCGUUCUCUUCACCUUCUCUCUUCUUUUUUUGCUAGAUUAGAACACCCUAGAUAGACAAAUAACGAAUCGACCUAUUGAUUGUCUAAAGUCUAAACUGCCCAGCCCAUAAACUAUAUUAGCCUUGGAGUAUUUAUUUAAAUUUAUUCGGCAGUAGUAUAUCGUGGCCUGUUAAUCUCCACACCUUUCACGUGAGACCCCUCUCUCGAAAUGGAGAAUAGACUAAGCGACGUUGACGUGUUUUAAUCUCCUCUUCUUAAACAAAUAUAUCCCCCCCCCCCAUGCAAACCCUUAAGAUUAAGAGACCCUUAUCACAUUAUUUACCAAUCUACCCCUACGGCCAGCCCUAAUGCUUCCUAAAGAGGAAAGCCCAGAGUGGCAAGUACCGUAAAUAACAUCAAAAACCAGCACCGUCUCUUUACCUUAAAGCAUGAUUAAUGUGGAGUUCUUAGGGUGGGUUCUUAGCGAAAUAUAAGAACUUGUCUCUUAACUUUUAACUAAAAAACUAAGAACCGACUCUUAAAUAAGAUAUUUAAAAGCUGGUUCUUAGUUUUUUUAGUUAAAAGUUAAGAGACGGGUUCUUAUAUUCUGCUAAGAACUCCAUCUUAAGAACUUUUCAUUAAUCAUGCUCUUAUGUCACUAAUCACACGUAAUCCAGUGUGGUAUUAGUCUCUUUAAUCACUUUGUUUAGAGAAGCACGGAGUGAAAUAAUUGGGCAGCCAGACGGAGAAAAAAAUCUUUAUAUUUUCUCUCAUAAAGGGUAUUAUAAAAAAUAAAAUAAAAUAAUGUUAGGAAAAUCCUCCGCUAACAAAAAAGAAAAAACAUCUUAUUAUAUAAAGUUUGGUUCUUCAAAGUUAACCACAUAUCAUACAAACCUCUUCAGCAAUGGAACUUGCCAUUAGCAUAUCUUUUGGGAGCAUAAGAAGAUCGCUAAGCUCAUUUAACAAUACAAAGGCUUCACUUUCCGCAUUUAUCAUCAUCAUCUUUGCUGUUCAUACAUUUCAGUGAGGCAUCUAGACCAAUUACCAAUCUGCAACAUAGAAAUGCUAUUGGAUUAGUCAGCGUAUUUUUUCAACUCUCUAACGGUUAUGACCAAACUGAACCUUUUUUUUUUGCUACCGCGUUUUUAAGUUGUGCUCCUGAUUCAAAGGUUUUGGAGACGACCUUUCUUCUCUGAAUCACCAUUCUCACUUCCAUUUUGAUUCAGAGGUCUCUCUGAUGCGAGACUUACCAAACGCUUGUGAAACAAUCUCCCUUAGAGAUAUGAUGUUUGGUAACCAGAAGGUCAACCUAGCAAGAAAAAAAAGUGUUUAGAAAGAAUCAAGAUCCUGAAAAUGUUCAACUCACAUGUUAAGUUUUAAUAUAAAGCCCAUAGCAAGAGACCCAGUAUUAUAAAUCUAAAUAAAUAAAAUUUGGCCCCAUUUUUAUCUAGAUAUACACAGUAAUUGGUCGGGCCUAUCACAGAUUUUGGUUUAUUUUUAGCGGAUCUCGGCCUCUCAAAACCCUCCAAGGGUUUCUCCAAGGGUUACUCCAAAGGUUUCGCUAGAGGUAACUCGCAAGAUUUCGCCAGAAGAAACUGUGGCGGCUAAGGCUAAACAAAACAGAAAAGCAAAAAAAAAUCAUUUCAGAUAAUUAUUUGAUAUCAAAUAGUAAAACAUUAGGCCAAGGCAAAGAAAACUAAAAUAAGGUAUUUAGUUUUUUUUGCCCAAUUUUUUUACGAUUUGAAAUUCGUCAAAUAAUUAUCUAAAAAGGAUUUUUUUUUUUUUUUGUUUAGCCGCGCUCUCCAACACCGCUCGCUCCAAAGCCAAAACCAAAACCAAAACCACUCAAGGUAUUUGGUUAUCUUUGCCCAAUGUUAUACUGAUUUGAAAUACAUUAUCUGAAAAGUGUUUUGUUUACGGUUCUUCUACAACAACCCAUUGGUGCUCUUUGGCAUUGUUGAUCUUAUGCGAAAGAGAGUAAUGUCUUUGUUUAUUUUGUUUCAAAGACCAAAGCAAAAACCAUUUGAAAUAUAAUUGUAAUCUUAUUUAGUGACCUCUAUCUACCAGCAGCCUCUAAUCACUAACUUCCAACAAAAUCAUUAGUUUAUUUUUGACUUAGAAAGCUACAGGGUUGAUAACCGAGAACCUUAGAAUAUACAGUAAUGUGGUUAUAUUAUCAAUAGUAUCUACUAUUCAUCGUAUACACAUAUU